Messenger RNA from Didymella exigua CBS 183.55, 5325 nucleotides. RefSeq lists its product as uncharacterized. Gene Ontology annotation, molecular function: protein binding. Bases 1 to 5325 code for a protein of 1774 amino acids. Lineage: Eukaryota; Fungi; Ascomycota; Dothideomycetes; Pleosporales; Didymellaceae. The record is from RefSeq and is a predicted model, not a curated record. The transcript has 3 exons.
AUGUUUGGCAACAUGUCGCAGCCAUGGCUCGACGAUCUGAGCGAGGAGUGGGUCCCGCAGCCGUCAACGCCGCCAGCAGAGCGCCCCAUGCCCACACUCACGCCCACGCCCGCGCCCGCGCCCGUAGCCCAGAGCGCGCCGCCGAAGCCGCGCAGUCGCCUCCCCCGCCUCCGACACUCGUCCGGCUCCUUCUCAGAGGUCCACGUGCGCAGCGACCUGCGCCCGACCAAGCAGCGCAACGCCCUCGCCGAGCGCAGCAACAGCGACUCCAACCCCCCGCCCGCCGCGCACGACGACGACUCGCACCUCUACCCCGCGCGCGACGUGUCACAGUCCUUCUCCACCACCUCCGAGGGGUCCAUCUUGUACGGCACCGUCGCCCACAACACCGUCGCGAUAUCGGCAGCGAGAGCGAGCGGCGACUACGAGACGCCAGAAUGGAAGCGCCGCCUGGUCAGGGGCGAGGGCAGCGAGCAGAAGGACCUCUUUGGCCCCACCGGCCUCGAGAACAUGUUUGCAAGGCCCACGAGCACGCCGGCCAAGGAGGAGCCGCAGCUGAAGCGGAAGCUGGCCGUGCUGAGGGGCCUGUCCAAUCUGCCUGCGCUGCCCUCUAGCCCGCCGCCAUGGCCAGCGCCCGCCAGCGUCGAUGAUUCGGAGCUCGAUCGCUCUGUCUCGCAGACGGGGAGCCAGGUGCACCAUAGACAAGACUCGCAGCAGGAGGCAUUGAGCACAGACGCCCAAGAGUCGCUCUCUGCGAUACAGCCCGAACCAGCUCGCACGGUGAGCGGCCAGAUCGAGUUUGAGAACGAGCAGUUCAGCCCCGUCUUCAUCAACACCGAACUCGAGAUUGGACAGACACUGAACCCGGCGCACAACUUCAGAGGCUCGGAGCUUGCGAACAGACUGCGACAGAUUGGCUCGCCGCCGCCCGACCAGCACGACUCGAUACCCGAAGAAAGCUCGCUGCACUAUGCUCGAGAAGACUCGUCUCUCGUCAGGACACAAGACGACUCGCUCCCUGAAGGCCUGCCAGUCGGCACGCCCGACAUCGCAGAUGUUGGGCGCUUUGUCGAGCUCCGAAGAGGAGGCUACUCUCGAGAAGGGUCGUUUAGAAGACGGCCGCUCAGCCCAUCGCCCGAGAGAGCGCCUACAGCACAAGACACUCUACAAACAGCUGUCAGGGACACCCCACCAACCGCCGGCGAAUCAGCCAUUGUCGAGGAUUACGACGACCCGAAGACCCCCCAUCGACGACGAGCCAAUGAGUUCCUGAGCCCCGAUCGAGCAAAGAGCUCAGGAAGUCCCCUCAAGCUUUUUGGCGCACACGAUACCUUUACAAGCAACCGGCUGAUCAGGCGACUGAGCCAACUGGAAUACAAACCAGACUCACCCAGAUCUGGUAGUGCGCAGGAUGGCAGAGUGGAGGCAACAAGACCAGUACAGAACAGAUCAAGGUUGACGUCGGUCGAAGAAGUCAGCGGUGUGCACAGCAAUCUGUCGCCGGCAACAGACGCCAAGCAGUCUUCCACACGUCGAGUGAGUGCGUUUGGGCAGGGCCAGCUUAACAAGUAUCAGUUCGAUGCCGAGUACUCCAUACUCUCUUCAGGGAGGUCAGGGACUCACGAUGAUGAGGACGACAGUGCACCUGAGGAUUCACCAACAAGCGAUGUUGCCCCACCCGGCAGCCGUCCGCCUUUCAAGUUCCAUGUCGAGUCGUCGUACAGCCGUGAGUCGUCACGAGCAAAGCAGCCAUCGCAGCACACCUCGAACCAGUUUAGAACACCGAGUCGAUCGGGGCCACAGUUCAAACGCCAUGUGCCCCCAAGAGAGGAUGAUUCGCAAGACGAACACUCGGACUACACUGAUGGCAAGCGCGGCCCAACCUCGCCCUUCAAGAAUCCAACACCGAAGCGUCGAAGAACUAUCAACGAUAGUCUUGAGGAGAGCGAGAUGAAUGACUCGCACAGCGGUGCAGGAGCGCUCCCGACGCAAGACUCACACGCAGCAAUUCAGGCAGUCAUCAAAGAGGGCCUUCUAAAUGUCAAUCGUCAACCCCUCGCCGAUGCAGCAGAUCCGAAUAACCUGUCUCGAAGACACAUCUUAAGACCACGCAAUCCGACUCCUAGUCAACGAAGGCGUGAAGAGAUCGAAGCAGAGAUCAUGGAGGCUACAGAAGCAUUUAUGCAAGCUUCGCCAAAGCUGAACACUAUACGUGAGCAGUUGGAACCUUCCAUGGUGUCGGACGAAAGUGAUGAGCAAGACCGAGCGGCUGCAGUCGCAAACGAGGUCGCCAUGUUCACUAUGAAACGGCAAGCAACGCGCAGCCACCACCGCAAGCGAUCGGUGACCACGCAAGACUUCUUGGACGAAGCACUGAAGAUCAUGAACUUCAUCCGUACAAAGGGGAGACCAACUGGCGGGCUCGAUGAUCUCGAGGAAUUGUCAGAGUUCGAAAUGCCAGGAGAUGCAAGCGAGCAUCCAUCAACGUCAAUAACAUUCGAACGUCCUCCCAGUCGUGAAGGUCGGCGCUCUGCUUGGCGCGACCCCAACAGACAGCGCGAGUCAGAUCCCAGUGUCAUCAAACAUCUUCGAAAGUAUCAGGAGCGAGAAGAAGACUCCUUUUUGAGUUCAUCGGUGAACUCAGUGAAGAUCAUGAGGAUGGCCGGUGCGGUCCAGCCUGAUCAAAUCAGCGAAACCACCGAAAAGGGCGACAGCAGGAUCGAGGAUCACUUCACUCGACCCUUCGGCCCAGACUACAGCGAAUGGGACCCUAAUGAUACUCGCCCUCAGACUGGCCAAUCUGCGGGAUCAUCUCUGGGACACACGAUUGCUACGAAUAUAUCACGCCGCUCCGACCAAGUGGCAACUCUCGCACCCGAAGCAGUUGCACAUCUCAUCCCCCACCAGAUCGCAGGCAUGAGCUACAAUCGUGAGAAGAAGAUCUGGGUUCGCAAUAAGAGCCCUUCCAAACAGCAUCAAAUACCAGAAGAGGAGCACAGCAGCGUGAACCAUAGUCAGAGUGAAGAAGACCCGUUCGGCAACAUCCCGGAUCUCUCGGUGAGUGAAACGAAGGAGUUCAUCGCACAGACCACGACACCACUGCAUUCUCAACCCACCGCGGAGACACUCCUGGAAGACGACGAAGCCGAGGAUGAAGCGCGUCCAAUGACAUGCGCAAGCUCUGUGCCUUCAAAGGCUUCCAACAACUUCGGCUGGAGCUUUACGAAGACAGAGACACGAGCCACAUCGUGUAGUACACAAUCGCCACGAAAACAAAGUGCGCAAAAGGCUCCCACGCUACACACAACGUAUGCGAUCCCAGAGUCCGAUGAGGAUGAUAUUGAGCACGAGAUACAAUACUUCGAGGACCGCACUGCAGCUACGCCUAGAAUACCGCGUGCCCGCGUUCGUGACAUCACAAUUUCCUUCGCGCAGCGGGAGGGGGCAGAUCAGGACCGACGGCAUACAGAGCCUCCAAAUCACUUCGGGCAGCCCCAGCGAGAUUUCUCGGGCGUCCAAUCCACGUAUGGCAGUACACUUCGCAGAAAGCGGCCAAAUCAAAGACCAAGGUUCAACACUGAUGGCGACUUAUCGGUCCUGGAGGAAGUGCCUUCGAAGAACUAUCGAAUGGAGCUUUCAAUGAACGUCUCAGCACCAGUCCUUGGACAAGGCAAGCAGGACGGUCUGUUGGUAGCGCCGCCAUCGCCACUGAAAGGAGACGUCACCUUCAUGCUCAGCGAUCUUCCUGACUUUACUUUGAACCAGAUCGACGAGUUCGAGCAUCCAGACCGAGUUGUUGUUCAGCACGAUGGUACUCGAUACACCAAGGCAUUAGAGGACCGGUAUGCUCAAGGCACUGCUGAGCUUGUGAGAGCAUUGCAGGAUGUCGAGCCAGAUGAGCCAUACUGGGAGGAUCUUCGCGAAGUCACUUUAAAAGGCAAGAACUUGGGUAGUUUGCACCGGCUGGACGAGCUUUGCUACCGCCUCGAAGAGCUCGACGUCUCAGACAACAACAUUGGCCAAGUCGAGGGCAUCCCGUAUGCUAUGCGUCGGCUACAUGCACAGAACAACUCGCUUACCGGUCUCACUUCCUGGGCAACGUUGGGCAAUCUGCAGCAUCUCGACAUCUCCAACAACGACAUCGACAGCCUAGACGGGCUUGCUGAGCUCGUGCAUUUGCGGGUGCUGAAGGUCGACAACAAUAAGCUGAAAUCGCUCGAUAGUAUCUUGCAUCUCGAUGGUUUAAUUGAGUUGCAUGCUGGGGGCAAUGACAUCGAUCUGGUGGACUUUGCGCGAUCGAAUUUCAAAUCCUUGACUGAUCUGGACUUGCGCAAGAACCGCCUACUGGAGGUGCGCAAUGUGCAUCGCCUGCCGCAGCUCCGAAACCUAAACCUUGACGAUAAUGAGCUUGACGAGUUCCCACUUUCCGACACGCCGUCUGAUCCUUGCAAACAUCUGCGAUCCCUUCGGAUCUGCCGUAACGGUAUGACAUUGCUCGACGUCGAGGGACACUUCCCGAGACUUGAGUCACUCUACGUUGAUGGUAACUCCUUGACCCAUGUCACCGGUCUCGAACACCUACGCCGUCUUCAUACAUUCUCAGCAAGAGAUCAGACCCUGGGAAACGACUCGGAUGCGGAGACCUGUGUGGGAAACCUCGUCAGGAACACUGACGUCAACAACCUUUACAUCUCUCUCAACCCGGCAUAUACUCUGGGUAUUACACAGCAUCUCAUGAAUCUUCAGCGGCUCGAACUUGCGUCUAUGGGCUUGAAAGAGUUGCCCGACAACUUUGGGCAGCUGACACCGAACAUUCGAUCGGUCAACCUCAACUUCAACUCGCUGCAAGACCUCCGGCCACUAUUAAAUAUCAAGAGACUGAGCGAGCUGCUGCUGGUCGGCAACAAAGUCGACCGCCUGCGCCAGAAUGCUAUGGUGCUUGGGAAGUUCCCGUCCCUUUCAAAGCUGGACUGGCGAGACAAUCCCGUCACGCUCCGCUUUUACGCUUCGGCCUCUGAAAACAGGGUCAUGUCCCUUAGACGAAACCCAGAUGACGAGCAACUCACUGACCGCUUUGUCCUUCCGCGCGGCGACAUCGAGGCAGAUGAGCAGUACCAAACACGACUUGACUAUGAGACACGCAUCAGACGUCGAGUCACCGAGAUGAUGCUUGCCAACAUGUGCCGAGACCUUCGUGAGCUUGAUGGCAUGUCAUUCGACAAGACGCGCGUCCUCGUCAAGGAUGAUGUCUGGGAGCGAUUGACAAUUCUCGGUGUGAUCAGGAAGAAACAACCAGAGAAGACGAACAAUGACGGAAAUGGAUAG